Alligator mississippiensis (American alligator) is the source of this 2225-nucleotide messenger RNA. RefSeq names its product centromere protein H (gene CENPH). Bases 102 to 824 code for a protein of 240 amino acids. Gene Ontology annotation, biological process: kinetochore assembly; chromosome segregation; mitotic spindle organization. Gene Ontology annotation, molecular function: kinetochore binding. The record is from RefSeq and is a predicted model, not a curated record. Gene Ontology annotation, cellular component: nucleus; kinetochore. The transcript is spliced from 9 exons. Lineage: Eukaryota; Metazoa; Chordata; Crocodylia; Alligatoridae.
GGGCUGAGCGCCGAGCUGCGGAUUGGAGCCGCCCGGGCAGAAGCAGUCGCGGGCGGCGUUCGUCGCUCGUCGCUCGUCGCGGGCGGUUUGAAGGCGCCAGGAUGGCGGCCCAGCGGGCGGGCCCUAGCACCGCGCCCGCCGCUGCUGGCCCGAGGGCGGCGAAGGCCUCCACGACCGGGGUGGAGGAGAAGCUGGAAGUGGUGACGCUGCUCCGGCUGAGGGAGCAGAUAAAGCAGCAGUUCAUGGAGUGCAGCACAGUUGUUAGCGCAGGUGAGGAAAGCACUCCUGAUCAAGUCAUGGAAGAAGGAUUAAUUGAGGCUACUGUGGAAGAACUGGAAAGAGAAAUGGAACAAGCAAAGAUUUCUUUCCAAAACAAGACAUUGGCAUUGCAUAGGGUCCAGCUUAUGAAUGCCCUCCGAACCAAACUGAGAAAAAAUGAUGAUGACUCGAAGUUAAUCUUGGAGACGAUAAAACGCAUACUAAUGCUUAGUACUGCAGCAAUUGAAUCUCAAAAGCAAGCACGUGAAAUGGAAGAAAAGCUGAAUGAUAUUAAAAGGAAACGACUCUCACUAAAACAAGCUGGAGAAAAAAAACUAUUACAGAUUCACACCAUGAAGAAAAAACAAAAAGAGGAACUAGAAAGUAUUGAAGUGGGAGAAAUGCUAAAGAGGAUACGCAGAAACUUGCAAAAAGAAACAGAAAUGACUACAUUAAUUCAAAAUAUAUUUCAGAGUAUCAUCAUUGGAAGCAGAGUCAACUGGGCAGAAGAUCCAGCUUUAAAGGCAAUUGUUCUACAACUUGAGAAAAAUGUGGCUCUUAUCUGAAAUUUUAAACAAUAAACUUUCAGAAAUGUUUAGCUUCUAUAUAAUAAACAAUUGAGUAGAAGCCAAAUGAACUAAUAGAAAUACUGGAAAUACAAUCUAAGUGUUGCUUCUCCAGCCUAAUGAUCUGGGCAUUAUUAUGCAGCUCGUCAAAGCAGAGGUUAAAUCCUUGGUAUAGAACAAAAUUGCUUAAUGGACUAACCAAGGGUGGCAAACAUUUGAUCCCCUCAGCCUACUGUGGCUGCAAAUAUUCCCAUCCCUCUCCCCAACCCCUCUUAGGUCAAGCUGCCUGCACUUACCCUAGCUUCAGAUACCUUCAUUGCAGUGGAGCCAGGUAAGCACAGACAUGAGAGAACAGCAAGAAGGGUUGUAGAGAGGUGCUAUAGAGAACAGCAGCAUGCUGCCCUGGGCUGGGUCAGAGCUCCUCAUGGGCUGGAUUCACCCAUGGGCUAGAGCAGGAGUACUUAACUUCCAGCCAGCAGGCCAAAUGCAGCCCAUCCAGCCUGCCUGGGAAAAAGGUUAGGCACCACUGGGCUUAGGGGAUGCUGACAUCUGGACUAAACUAUUACAUUAGUUUGACCUGAGUAAAGUGCUGUUCAUAGCUUUUUGACCAUAAGAGAUAUCAGGAAGGAAACUUGCAAUUCCCUCUGUUACCCCUUUGCUCCAGGAUGGAAAGUAAUCUAGCUGUUGUGCUGAGGGUGGUAAAGCAGCAUCUUGCUUCCACUACUCUGAUGCAGGCAUUUCUUAGAGGACCUCCCAAAUCUGUUGAUCUGUAAAAUACUAACUCUAGAAAGCUUUUAUGUGGCCAGUGUUUUUCAUAGGCCAUGACUGAUUACAAUGUAGUCCUGUUUUUUUUGGUUUUUGCCAAAAAUCCUACCUAUAUUUUAAACUCAUUUUAAAAGUCGUACUCAUUUUUAUCUUCUAAAUGAUGAUCAACCUGUUAACAUUCUCUUUGCCAAAAUAUAGCCAACCUUGAAGAAAAAGCAGGUAGUAUAGAAAAUUAAGUGAAACUUCUGUAAUGGGGAUGUCAGACUCCCUUGGUCCCUUGGGCUGGAUCUGGACUGCAGGGGGCUUUGUGGGCUGAAUCCAAACCAACCUUGAGUAGUGGUGGGUUGAGCAGUGUCAGGGAGCCAGGGGGUUAAUGCAACCAUCAACUGCCCCUGUGAUGCUGAGAUGCAUCCCUAAUAGAGUUCUAUACAUCAGAAUUCAGGGACGGGGCUUGCAGCUGGAAUUCUUGGCCUUUCCAGGAGCCCCCAUGGGCCAGAGCUUAUGACACCAUUGUAUUAUCAAAUCUGGAUCUAAAUUAGCUAUACACUUUUUCAGUGUUUUAAUUGCCUACACAAUGUGGACGUCUUUAUACUUGUACUUCAUCCUAUGCUUGAAUAAAAAUAAUCUAGUAAAUAA